AACACAAAACCAGUCAGAUCGUGCGCUUGAAAAGGAAUUCAAAUUUAUAAUCAAUAAUAUAAGUGUGCAAAAUUAUUCAAUGUUAUUUUACCUGGGCUUAAAGAAAAUCACUCGACUGGAUGUCCAACAUUAAGCAAUCAGCAAUCAUUUUCUGCGGAUGACCUGUGCCCACUUAUUAUUGAUUGUUUUUGGUAUUUCUAUAUUUUAAUUAUUUAAUUCAAUCCUAAUGUAGGCGCCAUAAGCCUUGGCCAUGCAAAUAGCCGACACACGAAACGCCAUGAAAUAAAAAUUAAUGAAGUUUGAAAUUUGAACAGGGAAGAGCUGUAAACGAAGUACAUUUCUGCGGCGUAUCCAAAGAGUGCGCCAAAAAGCCGCGGACUCAGUGUAGAUACCAUUGCGUAACUCCGUGGGCCAAGACGCUCUUAUCUUUUGUCUGCAAGAUUAGGUCGGAGAAAAGCACCAGGAGUUGCCGAUGCCCACAAUUUGCUGAUUGCGGGGGCGCCACAGCUCGUGUGAACGGGUGGCUUGCAUAAUAAGUCGAUCAUAAGUGUGAUGCCGCAGUAUUUGCGUACUCGUAACGGAUCGGGGAAGAAACGCACGCCACACGAUCAAAUUGUGCAACUAUGUACCAAUUACAAUUUAAUAAUUGGGUCAUCGGAAACCAAAGCAAUUUCUGAAAUUCAUUAAGACAUAGUGAAAAAGCGAAAGUUUUCCAGGUAGACGCCAUUUUAAAUGAGACUAUUGUGUGAUCAAUGCAAGUUGCGAUUCGAGAUUUUGCGUUGCAAAGGUUCGUCAAUUAUGAUCGGCCAUCAACAGCAACAAAUAUCCACCAUCAUGAUCACCUCAAAAGCUAGAGAAAUGGAUGUGCCAAACUAAUCUCCACAUUUGUAUGUGUCCAUCGCACAAGACUUCCAACUAGACGACGCUUUCGACUUGGCCCUAAGUUGAAGCUCGAGAGCUUUAGGGUUUUGGGUGAGUUCCCAAAAAGUUACCGUUACCUCAAGGUUGUAUGAAAACGCAAGCGAGUUUUCGUGCGGCUUGAGCGUUUGUGGUUUCAGUUUCAUUUAAACUUUGCGUUGCGGACACAACUUUUUCGUACCGACAUUAUCGAGUCAGCGACAUAAAAGUCUGGGCGGCUAGUGAUUAGCAUUUAGUUGAAUUUUGAUUGCCAAGGGACCGGUGUCUUCAACUCAAUCGGAAAUGCAUUUCUUCAUUGUGCCGUGCCUCCUAGGACUUGCAGCCGGCAUUCCUCAAGGAUACAACUACCAAGCCCAGCAACAGCUUCAAUCGUCGGCGCAAGCUGGUCAACUCCAUCUGCCUUCUAUUCCGCAGUUUGCCACCCUUGCGGAGCAGACGAUCCUUCAGCAGGCACUCCAGGCUCCAAAGUUGCAGCAGGUCCUGACCGGAGGAGAAGGGCUCGCAUCUUACUCAAAUCAAAACCAGGCCUCCGCUUACCAACAGCAGGCGACGCAGUUCGGCCCAAAUUCGGCGUACAAUGCGCUGCCCCAGGCACAUCAGCCUCAGCAGCAGCACCUCGUCUCCAAGGACAUCUACGUCCAUGUGCCACCAGCAGAAGAGCCCGAGGACCGCUACCCUCAGCCCGUCCUUCCGCCCGCGCCUCCGCGCAAGCAUUAUCGCAUAGUUUUCAUCAAGGCACCGACGACCAGUGUCUCGAAGGCGGCGUUGCGCAUCAAACAGGCUCCUGUGGAGGAGAAGACCAUCAUCUAUGUGCUGACCAAGAAGCCGGACCCACUAGAUCUCCAGACUGCCAUCGAGGAAAUCGCGCCGAAGCAGCCCAGCAAGCCAGAGGUAUUUUUCAUCAAAUACAAGACCCAGGAGGAAGCUGCGCAUGCGCAACGUACCAUUCAAGCUCAAUAUGACCAGCUUGGCGGAACAUCACAGGUUUCUGACGAGGGAGUUGCACCCGUUACAUCCGUGAUUGGCGUACUGGACAACCAGCGCAACAACGGAAUUUCAUCCGGACAGUUUUCUGGCUCCUUGCCAAACAGCUACUUGCCAACUAAUCUGCGUGCUUAGGUACAACUCCAAGGCCACUGUCGUAAUUUUAAGACUUGAACUCUUGUAAUUUACACAUUUAGUUAAAUAAAGUUCAUAUUUUGAGCUCCGCCUUAUGAUAGAAAGCGACUCUGCAGCCAUAUUCAAAU
This is a messenger RNA of Drosophila melanogaster (fruit fly), 2165 nucleotides long. RefSeq names its product TweedleG (gene TwdlG). The coding region runs from base 1201 to 2037 and encodes 278 amino acids. The transcript has 4 exons. The record is from RefSeq and is marked reviewed. Lineage: Eukaryota; Metazoa; Arthropoda; Insecta; Diptera; Drosophilidae.